Messenger RNA from Anopheles funestus (African malaria mosquito), 2187 nucleotides. It is a transcript of the gene RpA-70, whose product is annotated as replication protein A 70 kDa DNA-binding subunit. The transcript is spliced from 3 exons. Gene Ontology annotation, molecular function: single-stranded telomeric DNA binding; damaged DNA binding. Gene Ontology annotation, biological process: meiotic cell cycle; DNA replication; double-strand break repair via homologous recombination. Lineage: Eukaryota; Metazoa; Arthropoda; Insecta; Diptera; Culicidae. Gene Ontology annotation, cellular component: DNA replication factor A complex; nucleus. The record is from RefSeq and is a predicted model, not a curated record. Bases 176 to 2026 code for a protein of 616 amino acids.
AAGCGGGCUUGCUGUGUCGCAUUUUGCUUUUGUGGCGUUCAAUAGUUUUCGGUGUGUUUCGAACGGUUUCAUAUUGCGUGUGUAAAGUGGACAUAACAGUUGUGAUUGUAUUUUGCACGCUGCACAUUCGCAUAUUCCAAGGAUAGUUGAUACAAAAACCGCAUACUUUAGCACAAUGAGUUCCCACGGGCUGACCGUAGGAUUUCUUGCGGAAAUCAUGCAGGGGAAUGAGUUACCCAAUCCCGUGGUGCAGAUCCUUGGCUCGAAGCGUAUUGCCGGUAGUGGCGAACAGUCUGAACGCUUCCGCUUGCUCAUAUCGGACGGAAAGUCGCUGUACAGCUUCGCUAUGCUUGCCACGCAGCUGAACGAUCUGCAAAAGCAGGACAAACUACCACAGUACACCAUUAUCCGGAUCGAUCGCUACACCACAUCGGUUGUGAACCGGAAUGAAAAGGGAGAAAAACGAGUGUUGAUCAUCGUCGAACUGACCGUGCUGAAGGAGGGCAGUUUGGUGGGCGAAAAGAUUGGUGAUCCACAACCAAUAACGGACACUCCGACACAGUCGGCCAACAGUGGUACGUCUCUGCCGGCGUCCCGCCCAAUGGACACAAUCGGUAGCGGUAGCAUUAGUAACGGAUCUUCAUACGGUGGCGCGAACCGCUCCAUGUCUACGAGCUCUGCUUCGAAUGCUUCGAUUGGGGACUCGCUUACACAUCCCAUUUCGUCGCUCAGCCCGUACCAAAACAAGUGGGUCAUAAAGGCACGUGUAAUGUCAAAAUCGGGCAUCCGCACGUGGAGCAAUGCAAAGGGCGAGGGUAAGCUGUUCAGCAUGGACAUAAUGGAUGAGUCGGGUGAGAUUCGGGUCACCGCGUUCAAGGAUCAGUGCGACCGGUACUACGACAUGAUCGAGGUCGAUAAGGUGUACUUCAUCUCCAAGUGUCAGCUGAAACCGGCCAACAAGCAGUACUCGAACCUGAAGAACGAUUACGAGAUGACGAUGACAAACGAUACGAUCGUGCAGGAAUGCAAAGAUGUAGACGGCUCGAUGCCGGAGAUUCAGUACAACUUUGUGCCGAUUUCGCAGAUCGCCAACAUGGAACCGAAUGCGACAGUGGACGUGGUCGGCAUGUGUAAAGACGUGAGCGAAGUUGUACAGUUUACCGCGAAAACAUCCGGACGAGAGUUGCGGAAGCGGGAAAUAACGAUGGUAGAUUCGAGUAACGCCUCCGUACAGCUGACACUGUGGGGUGAUGAUGCGCAGAAUUUUCCUACAUCGUCGAACCCGGUCGUAAUGCUCAAGGGUGCUCGGGUGUCCGAGUUUGGCGGUGGUAAAUCGCUCGGAAUGAUUGGCGGUACCGUGAUGAAGCUGAACCCGGACAUAGAGAUGGCGCACAAGGUGCGCGGUUGGUACGAAAAUGGUGGCCGUGACGUAUCGGUCAGCAGUGUGUCGGCACGUACGGGCGGUGGCGCUGCUGGGCUUACCACCGAGUGGUUAUCGUUCCAGGAGGCAAAGGAUCGAAACCUUGGUGCCGGUGAUAAGCCCGACUACUUCCAGGUGAAGGCUAUGAUACACACGAUCAAAUCUUCCAACGCUGUAUACAAGGCAUGCCCGCAGGCGGACUGCAACAAAAAGGUGAUCGAUCAGGAGAAUGGACAGUUCCGGUGCGAGAAAUGUAAUGCCGAAUUCCCGAACUUCAAGUACCGGCUGCUGGUGAACAUGCUUAUCGGCGAUUGGACCUCAAAUCGGUGGGUAACAGUUUUUACCGAGCUGGCCGAAGAGAUGCUGGGCAAAUCGUCACAGGAGAUCGGUAGUAGCCUCGAGUAUCAGAAGGAGGAAGCGGAAAAACUGUUCGCCUCGAUCAGCUUCAAAUCGUUCGUGUUUAAGCUGCGCACCAAGGUGGAAUAUUUUGGUGAGCAGCCGCGUAACAAAACGUCGGCCGUCAGUGUGGCGCCGGUGAACCACAAGGAAUACAAUGCGUUGCUGAUCAAGAGCAUCCAGGAGCUGACCGGCGUGGGAAAGAACUAACAAUUUGCACAAUUUAUGUUCGGCUCGUAAAACGUAUGAUUCCAUCUUUUCUUUCCAUUUAUGAUAUGUUUUCUCUUUUUUAAAAAAAAACCUAAUUUAAAAUCCCAACCACAUACACAUACGCAUACAAAGAAUAAAAAUGCUCAUUGCGUUACUCAUAA